Molecule: messenger RNA, 2156 nt
Organism: Ctenopharyngodon idella (grass carp)
Lineage: Eukaryota; Metazoa; Chordata; Actinopteri; Cypriniformes; Xenocyprididae
Product: zinc finger protein 239-like
Exons: 3
Coding region: 94-1125 (343 amino acids)
Biological process (GO): negative regulation of transcription by RNA polymerase II; regulation of immune system process; regulation of cytokine production
Source: RefSeq, a predicted model, not a curated record
AAACUACCAGAAAACGUAGAAGAAGACGAUCGUCCUGAGAAGAUAUAAAUAGAAGAAGAUAUAAAGAAAUACAAGAGCAAACAAUUUAUAUUUAUGUGCCGUACUAUUGUAAAGAUGGACUUUAUUAAAGAGGAGAUUGAAGACAUGAGUGAUCCAGAACCAUCCAGAAUAAAACAGGAAGAUACUGAGGAACAAAUAGACUGGAUGAAAGUGAAACUGAAUGAAGCAGAGGGGGAAAAGCAGAGCGUCAAAACUCAAAGAAAAGCUAAUAAGCUUCACACCUGCUCUCAGUGUGGAAAGAGUUUCAGACAAAAAGCACACCUUAAGACACACAUGAGAAUUCACACUGGAGAGAAACCGUAUACAUGCUCUCAGUGUGGAAAGAGUUUUAAAUGUACAAGAGCUCUCGGUCAUCAUCUGCGCGUUCACUCUGGAGAAAAACCAUUCAAUUGUGAUCAGUGUGGUAAAGAUUUUUUUUCCUCAUCAAAUCUAAAACAACACCUGAUAGUUCACUCAGAUGAGAAGCCGUACGUGUGUUCACUCUGUGGAAAGAGUUUUUCAAGGCUGGAUCAUUUUAAACGGCACGAGAAAACACACAAUAAUGUGCGAGAUCAUGUGUGCUUUGACUGUGGGAAGAGCUUUACAACAGCUGACAAUCUGAAACAGCACCAAAGAAUUCAUACUGGAGAAAGACCUUACAAGUGCUCAUAUUGUGACAAGAGUUUCACUGUGUCUGGAAACCUGAAAAUACAUGAGCGACUUCAUACUGGAGAGAAGCCGUACAACUGUACUCAAUGUGGGAAGAGUUUCAUAAGUGCCAAAAGUCUCAGUUAUCAUCUGUACAUUCACACUGAAGAUAAACCAUUCAACUGUGAUCAGUGUAGUAAAAAGUUUAAUUCAUCAUCACAUCUAAAACAACACCUGAAAGUUCAUUCAGAUGAGAAGCCUCACUUGUGUUCUUUCUGUGGAAAGAGAACUCAUACUAGAGAAAAACUUUACAAGUGCUCAUAUUGUGACGAGACUUUUACUCAUUCUGGUCACCUAAAAUCACAUGAGCGUGUUCAUACUGGAGAGAAGCCGUACCACUGCAUUCAGGACAGAGUUUCACCUAAUCUAAAACUCUAGCAAUUCAUAUUAAAAACCAUUGUCAUACUGAAAAAAGUUCUUUCAGGUAAAUAAUGUGAGAUUCUGAUAAAAUAAAUGUAUAGAACAUUUACAUUUACAUCUAUACAUUACAUUUAAUUGUAUAGAAAUGCCACAGGAUUUGUAGAGAUCAUUGUUCACAUAAAAAAACGUCAUGUACUUGUUCAAUUGCAUUUGCUCCUGUUUAUUGGUGGUCACAUGACUGCACAAAACAACUCUCUUUCAGUCCUUCAGAUAAAAAGAGUGAACAUUUAGAAGAGAAUUGAUAAAUUUUAUGUUUAUGUCACUUAACUUUAGUAAGAAUGAUCAUUUCUGUUAAGUUGGCACUAAAGUAAUUAAUGUACCGCCGGUUUCGCAGACAAGGCUUAAGCUAGUUCUAGACUAAAAUGCAUGUUUGAGCUGUCUGAACUGAAAGCAACUUCAACUUAUAUAUCUUAAAAUAUGUCAGUGCCAUUGUUUUGUCUCAAGAUGCACACCAGUAAUGUUUUUUUUCUAGGGCAUGUUUAUAAAAGAUACUUAAAUACCCUAAUGGAACUAAGGCCUAAUCCUGGCUUAGUCUAAGCCCCGUCUGUGAAACCGGGCCAUAGUACGGUACACUAAGUGACGUUACGGUUUUUCUUUAUAACGGUUUUCUAUGGGAGGAAAACACAACAUGUAAUUAAAUGCGUUGCAUUCAAAUUCCGGGCUCAUCUGCUUUUCUGUACAUAGUAUGAUUUAAUAGUAUGAUGUUUACUGAGCUUGGUCUGUUUAUAUCACUUUCUUAGCCACGUUAAGCGUUUUUCUGGCCUAAGACUCAUUAGCGGUUUAGCCCCCUGAAUGCACGAGCAUCCAGUAUUGUUUGUAUACAAGAAACCCGUCUAUAGGAAAGGAAAAAUACAUUUAUUAAUGUCUUGUGGUCUAUAUGUAAACAUAAUGUGACUUGAACUGUACAUAUAUUUAAAGUUCCUCUCAAAUUACUUUUGGUGCAAUAAACAAUCAUAAUUUGUUAAGUAGUUUAAAAAAAAAAAAAAGAA